Molecule: messenger RNA, 1586 nt
Organism: Euleptes europaea (tarantolino)
Lineage: Eukaryota; Metazoa; Chordata; Lepidosauria; Squamata; Sphaerodactylidae
Gene: CHRNG
Product: cholinergic receptor nicotinic gamma subunit
Exons: 12
Coding region: 33-1586 (517 amino acids)
Biological process (GO): nervous system process; monoatomic ion transmembrane transport; regulation of membrane potential
Cellular component (GO): postsynaptic membrane; neuron projection; synapse
Molecular function (GO): acetylcholine-gated monoatomic cation-selective channel activity; transmembrane signaling receptor activity
Source: RefSeq, a predicted model, not a curated record
CACAGCCGCUUCUGGGGGGAGAAGGAAGGCCGAUGCCCACCGGCAGCAUGCGUUGGCUCACCCUGGCCCUGGUUCUCAGCUCCCUCGCAGUGGUCCAAAGCCGGAACCAGGAAGAGAAGCUUCUCCAAGACCUGAUGGCCAAUUAUAAACGCGACUUACGUCCAGCCAAGCAGGAGGGGGACAUCAUCAACGUGACGCUCAAGCUGACCCUCACCAACCUCAUUUCACUGAAUGAGAGGGAGGAGGCCCUCACCACCAACGUCUGGGUAGAGAUGCAAUGGCGCGAUUAUCGCCUGCAGUGGGACCCGGAUGCCUACGACAACAUCGAGCGCCUCCGGAUCCCCUCCACGUCGGUGUGGCUCCCAGACAUCAUCCUAGAAAACAAUAUCGACGGGGUGUUUGACAUCACGCUCUACACCAACGUCUUGGUGUCUCCAGAUGGGUCCAUCUACUGGCUCCCCCCAGCCAUCUACCGCAGCGCCUGCUCCAUUGUGGUCACGUACUUCCCCUUCGACUGGCAGAACUGCUCCAUGGUCUUCCAGUCUCAGACCUACAAUGCCCACGAAAUCAACCUGCUUCUAGCAGUAGAAGAAAACCAGAAAAUUGAAUGGAUCUUCAUUGACCCCGAAGAUUUCACAGAGAAUGGGGAAUGGGCCAUUAAGCACCGCCCAGCCAAGAAGAUCGUGAACUCUGAGCGGGUCACACCAGAUGACAUUGGCUAUCAGCAGAUCAUCUUCUUCCUGGUCAUCCAGAGGAAGCCGCUCUUCUACAUCAUCAACAUCAUCAUCCCCUGUGUCCUCAUUUCCUCCGUUGCUGUGCUGGUAUACUUCCUGCCUGCCAAAGCUGGCGGGCAGAAGUGCACUGUGUCCAUUAAUGUCCUUCUCGCCCAGACGGUUUUCCUCUUCCUGAUCGCGAAGAAAGUCCCGGAGACGUCCCAGGGGGUGCCGCUCAUCGGAAAGUACUUGACCUUCCUCCUGGUGGUCACCAUCGUCAUCGUCGUGAAUGCUGUCAUUGUACUCAACGUAUCUCUGAGGACACCCAAUACCCACUCCAUGUCAGAGCGUGUCCGGCAGGUUUUCCUGCACACAUUGCCGCAUUACUUGGGCAUGCACACGCGGCGCAGCAACCAGCCCGCCCAGACUCGGCUCGUCCGGCGCCGGAGCUCGCUGGGCCUGAUGGCGAAAGCCGACGAGUACAUGCUGUGGAAGGCUCGGAGCGAACUCCUCUUCGAAAGGCAGAAGGAGCGCAUUGGGCUGAUGAAAUCCUUCUUGGCAAAGAUACGGGGAGGCUUGGAGAAUGGCUGUCCCCAGGAGCUUUGCACCAGCCUGCGCCAGGCGGCUCCCGAGAUCCAAGCCUGUGCCGAUGCCUGCAACCAUAUUGCCAAGACGUUGCAAGAGCAAAACGACUUUGACAGCGAGAAUGAGGAAUGGAUCCUGGUGGGGCGGGUCAUCGACCGCGUCUGCUUCCUCGUCAUGGCUUCCAUCUUUGUUUUCGGGACUGUCGGCGUUUUCCUCAUGGCCCAUUUUAACCAGGCGCCCGACCAGCCUUUCCCAGGAGACCCCAACACAUACCUGCCCUUGGAGUGA